GAUGGUCCUAUAAUAAGCGCCAAUGCACUUGCCAGCACUGCAACCCCUGUAUCUGCCUGUCUGGGCUAGUAUGCAGUUGACCAUUGGCAUUGAUUGCACGGCCAGCAGCACCUCGGUGUCAAGACAUUGCAGAUGCAGUGAACUGACGGUGGCCAAGAACUCGAAAGCCCUUCUCUGAUAGACCCAUAACCCAUUGCUGAAGAGAUCUUGUACUCCAUCUCGCCCGACCUGGAGCGCCACUUUUUUGAAGGUCGGCUCCCUGACUAGUUCGAAGGUAGCACUUUCCAGCUCGAAGGACAACAGAAUGCUGUAGCGAGGAAGCAAGUGGCGCUCUGGGAGAAGAAAGCGGAGAUGGCCAAAGACCCGUCACUUCCUCCGGAGGUGAAGAAGUUCCUUGUUGACCGUGCGGACAAGUGUUUGUGUAUGCUGGCUGAAAGAAGAGAUACACUUGCCGUGGCAUCAUCGCCGUUCGGCACUAUCGAGCCGGCUGUGGGUCUGGCCGAGUUAUGGAAGCUGUGCUGCCAGUAUGUCGGUGCUGGGCAUUCGGAUGUGAUCCUGCGUGCUGCUCGGAUGUGCGACACUCUGCAGAGCGAAGAUGGGCUUGUUCGUGUUCUAAGUCACUUCUGUCAGGAGAAACAGUGUGGCACUUCUGAGCGGACAUUGAAGGUUUCCAUCAUGUCACCUCUUAUGGCAAGGGAAAGAUGCCAGCAGUACCCGCGUCCAUUGUGGUGCUUCCUGCUGCUCAAGCACUUCUUUAUCAUCAAGGAGAAGGGCAUAGAUGUUAGCAAUCAAAUCGGUGCUUUGCCAGCUAUCGACUCGAGCGACUGGAGCUGGAUUGCUCCUGCGGUUUCUUCUCCUGCCAGCGUCCCGGCCAUACAACCUGCUGCUGCCAGCAUCUCGACGGCCAUGCUGCCUGCUCUAUCAGGCAUGGGUAUGCCACCAGCUAGCGGGGGUAUGCCACCAGCUAGCGGGGGUAUGCCACCAGCUAGCGGGGGUAUGCCACCAGCUAGCGGGGGUAUGCCACCAGCUAGCGGGGGUAUGCCACCAGCUAGCGGGGGUAUGCCGCCAGCUAGCGGGGGUAUGCCGCCAGCUAGCGGGGGUAUGCCACCUGCUAGCGGGGGUAUGCCACCAGCUAGCGGGGGUAUGCCACCAGCUAGCGGGGGUAUGCCACAAGCUAGCGGGGGUAUGCCACCAGCUAGCGGGGGUAUGCCACCAGCUAGCGGGGGUAUGUGGUAGACCCGCCACUCAGUAUUGCUUACUAUAUUGAAUUGAGUGAUUGUGGGAAAGAUAUUGGGUGGAUCCCAGGCUAUUACGCAACAAAGGAAGGAAUUGCUACUGUUAUUCAAGACUGGGACCGACACAAUUGUCAUCACACUUCGCUACUUGUUUCGGCUGCCACGUAUGCGGCAGUACUUCUUUAGACAGCACACCCACUAGAGACUGCACAACUGUUACUGCAUAUCUAUCUAUUAUAAUGUAUGUAUGUAUGUGUGUGUGUGUGUGUAUGUGUGUGUGUGUGUGUAUGUGUGUGUGUGUCCCAUAUGGUGCAGUGGUAUGUGCAGCGAUUUCCAAUCGAUAGGUUGCGGGUUCGAUUCCCGACGAUUAUGGUCACACACGUCUUUCUUCUCUUUCUCAGACUCUUCCUGACUUUUCUUUCAUUCUCCUGGGUGGUUACCAACAGCCAGUGUAUGCCGGAGUAUGUGGUGUGGUGUGUGUGUAGAAAAAAAGAAAAAAAAAAAAAGAAAAAAAAAAUGGAAAAAUGAAAAAUAGGGAUUCACUGGCCAGAAAAAGUCACUUCAAACAGCUGUGUGGUGGAUACCAGGCUAAAAAUAGUGGCGGUCAAUUCAUCAGCCUUGCAAGCUGUUGAAUGGUGUAAUCCCAGCACAAGUUGCUAUGUCUAACAUAGCUGUUCGCUAUCAUCGCUCCCGCGAUGGGCAUGUCUGAGGUCUGAGGUGUACGUGUGUUUGUGUGUGUGUGUGUGUGCGCGUGUGUGUGUGUGCGCGCGUGUGUGUGUGUGUGAGUGUGUGCGUGCGCCCGCACGUGUGUAUUUGCGUACUUCUUUGAAGUAUGUGAGAGAGACAUUAGAUGGUCUACCAUGAAAAUGAUUAUAUUUCACCAUAAUUAUAGGCCUUUUUGGUAUUUUUUUGGUAUUUUUCUUGUCCUCUUGCCGCAAAGUGCUGUUUUCCUGUUCUUCCUACCCACUUCUUCCUAUCUACUUCUUCCUACCCACUUCUUCCUACCCACUUCUUCCUACCCAUUUCUUCGGAAAGUUCCUAGUAGACUCUAGGACGUAGCAUUAGAUGUGUUCUCAUCACUGACUCCUGUCGUUAGUAUAGUCAGUAUUGAAUUUCUUUUAUUCCCAUAGCUAUGCAAAAUACGUUACCUUAGUAGCAUCUGGCCCUAGCCAGGGUGCACAGGGCUCUA
This is a messenger RNA of Sycon ciliatum, 2424 nucleotides long. RefSeq lists its product as uncharacterized. NCBI's taxonomy places the organism in Eukaryota, Metazoa, Porifera, Calcarea, Leucosolenida, Sycettidae. The record is from RefSeq and is a predicted model, not a curated record. The coding region runs from base 352 to 1236 and encodes 294 amino acids. The transcript is spliced from 4 exons.